This is a messenger RNA of Lampris incognitus (smalleye Pacific opah), 3162 nucleotides long. It is a transcript of the gene tfcp2l1, whose product is annotated as transcription factor CP2-like 1. The transcript is spliced from 15 exons. The record is from RefSeq and is a predicted model, not a curated record. Gene Ontology annotation, cellular component: nucleus. Gene Ontology annotation, molecular function: RNA polymerase II cis-regulatory region sequence-specific DNA binding; DNA-binding transcription activator activity, RNA polymerase II-specific. The coding region runs from base 19 to 1428 and encodes 469 amino acids. Gene Ontology annotation, biological process: regulation of transcription by RNA polymerase II. NCBI's taxonomy places the organism in Eukaryota, Metazoa, Chordata, Actinopteri, Lampriformes, Lampridae.
CUCCUUAACAACAAAAACAUGCUGUUCUGCCACUCGCAGCCCGAAUCGUACCACCAGAAUUCGGCUAAUUACAUGCGAGAGGCCUUGGCGCCUUUCCUGAAGAGUGAGGAGGCGCGACACAUGGCAGAUAGUGGUGCCAAAAAGACCCCGUUCCAAUAUGUUCUGUGUGCAGCCACAUCACCGGCUGUGAAACAGCAAGAGGAGACCCUUACCUAUCUCAAUCAAGGUCAGUCCUACGAAAUCCGUAUGCUUAACAGAAAACUAGUGGAGUAUACAGAUAUAAGCAGCAAAUAUGUAAAGAGCAGCGUGCGUGUGGUAUUCCAUGAUCGUCGGCUGCAGUACAUGGAGCACCAGCAGCUUGAGGGGUGGAGGUGGAACAGACCUGGAGACCGAAUCCUAGAUAUCGACAUCCCCUUGUCGGUGGGGAUUGCGGAGCCUCGCACUCAUCCUACGCAGCUCAACACAAUUGAAUUCCUCUGGGAUCCAGACAGGAACGCUUCCGUCUUCAUUCAGGUCAACUGCAUCAGCACUGAAUUCACCCCAAGGAAGCAUGGUGGGGAGAAGGGUGUGCCAUUCCGUAUCCAGGUCGACACUUUCACCCAGAAUGAACAUGGGGAAUACCUGGAGCAUGUGCAUUCCUCUAGCUGCCAAGUCAAAGUCUUUAAGCCAAAGGGGGCUGACCGCAAAUUGAAGACAGACAGGGAAAAGAUUGAUAAAAAGACCCUUCAAGACAGAGAGAAGUAUCAACCAUCCCAUGACACCACCAUGCUUACAGAGUGUUCACCUUGGCCUGAUGCCCUUAAUCUCAGCAGCAAUUGCAGCACUCCGUCUCCAGUCUACCACAACUCACCAACCUCCUGUAGUUUCACAGAAGGCAACUGUUCUCCACACCAGCAGGGGGAGCUGCUCAUGCCCGGCUACUCUGAUCACCUUCUGCCAUCAUCGUCGCCACAGGACACUCAGCAAUGGCUGCACCGUCACAGGUUCUCACCUUUCACAAGGCUCCUCUCCUCCUUCUCAGGUGCUGAUCUGCUUAAGAUGAGUAGAGAUGACCUGAUCCAAAUAUGUGGCCCAGCAGAUGGCAUUCGCCUCUUCAAUACCAUCAAGGGAAGGUGUGUACGGCCGAGCCUCACCAUCUACGUGUCCCAACAGCAGAGCAAGAACCAUCCUACCAUCAAGCCCGGGGGCAGAGAAGUCUACCACGCCCUGUACCUGGAGGAGCUCACGCUGUUGGGCCUGUCUGAGAAGAUCUCUAUGCUGUACAGCGUCACUCCCCAGCAGAUUACUCACAUCUACAGACAAGGACCAACUGGGAUCCACAUCCUGGUCUCUGACGAGAUGGUGCAGAACUUCAGCGAAGAAACAAGCUUCAUUAUCAGCACUAUAAGAGAUGAAAAUACGGAUGGCUAUCAUGUUGUUUUGAAAUGACAAGCAGCCUUAGUGGUGGUUAAUCAGAAGCAGCAAAAAGUGCCUGAGUGUCACCGUCUGGAUGAUUCGAGGUGUGUAGCAUCAGCAAAAUUGUAUAGAUUGUUUAAUAUGGUUUUCCCUGCAUUACCUAAUGUGUGAUUCACCGAGGCUUGCAGUAAAGAAAAGGGCUCUUGAGCUUUUUGUUUACUGCUGGUCUUUUGGUUUGUUUAUUUUUCUUUAUUUUCUCCCUUUAUUUGUAUUUUUACUAAGUUAUUGCAGAGUAAUUAGUUGUAACCAUUAGUCUGACUGCACUAUAUUACUCCUCUUUAUUUCAGUUUCUUGCUCAGAGAUCCUUAAGAGAAAUUAUGGAUUAUUAAUAAGGAGAAAAAAAUGACAUGUUUAUAUAAGAUAAAAUAAAUUAUAUCUUAGUUUUAUUCAUCAGGCUAGCAACUUGUGUUAAAAAAAGCCAACCCUUGCAAGUUAUGGUGGACAUAAAGAAAUGUUAUGUGAACAAAUGUUAUGUUAGUUGAAUGGAAUGUCAGUAUGACCCUGUCCUCCCAUUCCUCAAUUUAUCCAUUCAUCCAGUUUUCAUGUGAUUUAACUGAAGCUGUACAUUAGAGCGGAAAUCUGUGAUUUCCCCUAUCUGUUCCUCCGUCUGGUAAGAAGAAUCUCAGCUGCCAUUGUUGCUUGUCUUACGUCAACUCACCUGUAAACGGUUUCCAGUCUGGUAAAAAUGGCAUCCUCGCACCAAAGUUGGGCGGCACGGUGGUCCAGCGGUUAGUGCUGAAAUAAUAAACAGCAAGAAGGUCCUGGGUUCGAACCCCGGGGUUGUCCAAGUUUGGAGGUCAUCCCAGGUCAUCCUCUGUGUUGGUUUGCAUGUUCUCCCCAUGUGUGCAGUGGGUUUCCCCGGGUGCUCCGGUUUCCCCCACCAUAAAAAAAAGACAUGCAUGUUAGUGUUAAUACUCCAGUCUGUUUUUUGUUUUUGGUACUAUUUCAUUAUCCUAGGAUACUAGCUAACUCGGGUACAUUUACAUUUGUUUUGAAUGUUGAUUAAUGUACAUUGUCCCUUCCCAAAUAAAUAAUAACCUAAACCUGUACCCCUGACUGAGGCAUGGCAAGAUAAACUGGAGUUGGUCCCCGGGUACAGCACGCCGCCCACUGCUCCUAGCUACACAGCUAGGAUGGGUUAAAUGCAGAGCAAGAACUGCCCCACGGGGAUUAACAAAGUAAUAAUAAUUUAAACAAAAAGUUAACACAGGCAAUCUAAUGUAUUGCAAACUACAUCAAACUAUAUUUGAACUCUGUUCUGCUGUAAUAUUGAUCAUAAAAUUGGUGAAUGACCCGUCCAACAGAAGCAUCGACACACAUUUCCAUCCUUUUUCCUGCUUGGAUGGGAAUGUGUUUGCCACUGCACAAACUUUGUUUGUUCGUCUUGUGCAAACAAAAUUUUCGACAGCAGUAUAUGGAGAGUGUCUCUAGUCAUGUCAAGGAUGCCAGUUUUUAUUAUAUAACCUGACUCCAUGGUUUAGAUGGAUAAAGUAAUAUUAUUAAUAGAGAAAAAUCCCACAUUUCAGUGUUAAAAGAUUGCCCUGCACAUAUGAACAUGCAUAGUUUUCUUGUUAUUGUAAUGUUUAAAUAGUUUUUUUUGUUUGUUUGUUUUUGUUUAAUCAAUUCAGUUUAAGUAAGUAUUCAGCUAUGCUUUAAUUGAUGGCAAAAUAAUAUUGCUUUUCCAACUGCCAAAACAAUGAUAGUCAA